Eufriesea mexicana is the source of this 3107-nucleotide messenger RNA. RefSeq names its product RAB3 GTPase activating protein subunit 1 (gene Rab3GAP1). Gene Ontology annotation, biological process: positive regulation of GTPase activity. Lineage: Eukaryota; Metazoa; Arthropoda; Insecta; Hymenoptera; Apidae. The coding region runs from base 95 to 2866 and encodes 923 amino acids. The record is from RefSeq and is a predicted model, not a curated record. Gene Ontology annotation, molecular function: GTPase activator activity. The transcript is spliced from 14 exons.
UGAUAACAACCAAAUGUCAAAUAUUUAACCUCACAUCAAACCAGUGGUUCCGUUCGUAAAUAACGUUUUUCAAGCUUCUACAGUACUUAAAAGAAUGAACAACGUUGAAAUCGAAGACUUUUAUCACCAUGACUUUACUACGGCUUCGGAAUGGGAAGUGUUCAUUGCGAGACUAGAAGAAAUUAUACAUGAAUGGAAAUUAUCUAAUACAAAAAUUGGCCCUUGUUUAAAAUCUGGAGACUUUGUCAACUUUCCAUGGGAAGAAAAUUCGGAAAAACUUUAUUUUGCUGGUGUGGAAUUUACAUUAAAAUAUUUCAAAUUGAAAUUGGAAGAUAAUGACACAGAUAAUACUUUAGAAGAAAGCGAAGAAGAAAAAGUGCAAUGUCAUAGGGAUGCGUUAAAUGCGUUAAAUGAUUUUGCUAGAGUCGAUGGAAAUCAUUUAGAGAUAGUUCGUUAUUAUGGUAUUAGAGAAUUCCUUGUUUUACAGUCUACUAAAAAAGAUUCUGUGAUGGAUGAAACUAAAAUUAAAAUUUUACUUAGUUCUCUUACGAUUGCGACAACUAAUGCCAAUUGUGAUAUACCCGCAUUAGUACAAAUACAAGAACCAUGGCAGAAAAUGUAUUUUGGGACUUGUAUCGGAAAGGGAGUUUGUACCCAUUUUGACAUGGUACACUUGAAAAAAGUACCUUUGCACUGCAAGUAUUUAACUGGUCUGCUUGCCUUGUUUAAGCAGAAAGUUGGAGAAGGUUGUGGAGUACAACUCGAUCCAGUGUCGGUAUCUGUAAGGUUUUCAUAUUUGUUAAAAGAUUGGACCAAUAGCACGUGGACUCAAGAACCUCCAGAUUUCGAUUUUAUGCAAGGUGAAACAUUGGGUGUAGCUGAACUUGGGAAACUUCCGUUUGGAGCAACAUAUGAUCCAAUUGCCGAGCUCCAUUUAUUUACUACAUGGCCUGAAAUGUCAGAAAAUUUUGUGGUCGAUAGCGAAGGAUUCACAGAUCUAGAACCACAAUUUGCUCCGCAAUGGUCUGUGCAAGUAAAAAUGGUUUCUUCGCCAGCCUGUUUAUUAGGGGAAUAUCUAACCGAUUUUUUACAUCUUUGCAACAAUCAAAAAACUAUGGUAGACUUGUUGGGAGAGGCUGUCAUUUAUGCUGAGCAAGAAGGUCAAAUGUUGAGUUCAGUUUUUAACAUAUUAACGGAGUCUAAGAUACCGACGAUUUCAACAGUUGUUAGUAAAGCAACUACAAAGAAGAAUAAAAAUGUAGAAGGACCAAUACCAGAAGAAAUAUUAUUAUCGAUACUUUAUUUUCUUUUCCCUGAUGCCGAUGAAAAUUCUAAAACUCCAUAUGGUGACUUGACGGUAUAUAACGUAGACGAGGACCAGUGGAAAGGUGUAAAAACAUGUGCAAUGGAUAGUUUAGUAUGGCGCCUCGCGAUAGUUGCAGCACAUUGUUCGUAUAAUCUUGGAGGAGCAGCAGCGUUGGCACAAUUAUGGUACGAGUUCGUGCAAGAAAUCAGGUUUCGAUGGGAAAGGAGCAUUCUUAUACCUGGAGUCAGUCCAGGUUUUCCAGAUUGCGUAAGGACAUGUAUAUUGCAUCAAAAACUUCAGAUGAUGAAUUGUUGUAUCGAAAAGAAGAAAGCUAGAGAAGAGAUGGCGCUUAAAUCUCAAAGUAUAGAUACCGACGAGUUUGAAACAGCAGAAUCGGAAGAAGAAGAAUUUUUCGAAUGCACCAGCGAAGAACCGACGAACGAGGACGAUUCGACGACAAGGACACAGUUGAAAGCGAAACAUCUGUUGUGGAACAAACCUGCGGGAAGAUUAGCCAAACAUCCUUCGUUUAAGUUAAUUCAAACUGGAGAUCCUCUUUAUUUACCGAUAAUGCAGGAUCCUGUACCAAAGACGGAAGAUCAACUCGAGGAAGACGCUGAAGUAAUGAUGCAGCUUGGAACUGAUAAACAUGGUUCAGAAAUGCGAGCCAGAUUAAUGAGUGCCUCGCUAUUGUCCGAUAUGGAUUCUUUCAAGGCUGCAAAUCCUGGCGCAGUUUUGGAAGACUUCAUUCGUUGGUAUUCUCCAAGAGAUUGGAUCGAAGAUAGUGGCACAGAUGAAUGGGAUCAACCUAGAGGUCAUUUAUCAGCAAGAAUGUUAAUUCCUAAUAAUCCAUGGAUUACAAUUUGGAAUUCAGCUCAGCCUGUGCCUGCACAUCGACAAAAGCGAUUAUUCGAUGAUACGAGAGAAGCUGAAAAAGCUCUGCAUUUUUUAAACACAAAACGUACAGGUCAAAUUGCUCAACUUCUUUUACCAACUUUAACUCAUGCAGCACUUUACACUCUAAGCGAACAAAAACAGGAUGCUCUACCAAAUCUACCUGAUGUUGCACUCAGUAUUCUUAAUAAAUUACAAUACGCAACGAAACCUAUUCCAAAAUUACACACAUAUAGGGAAAUAAUUCAAGAUAUAGAAGGUGUGGAAGCUCUUGUUGCGCAAGUAAAUUCCUUGCAACAUAAACUAGGUGAUAACAAUGAUUCUAAGGAAUUUACUUCGUUUCUUAUCCAAUUAAUGCGAGGAAAGGAGGUAGAAGUACCAGAUGGAUCAAGAGGAAAUAUCGGUUCUCGGAUAACAACAAUGUUCAGAGAUGCUCAAAAAGCUGCUCUUGUAAUGAUUACUCUAAAUAGUAAUCCAGAGAUAGAUACCGAAGAUAGUAAGUUUAAAACAUUUCCAGAACCUUGUUGCAAAGAGUUUGUUUUACGUGUCGUUUCACCGCGGCCUUCGCCAACCUCGACACCACAACCACAGAGACUUUACGCGUGUCUUCAGCGAGAUGACAUUCGUUUAGCUGGAUUCUUUUCAGAGGAUACGAUAUUUUUGUAGUGCACAUUUCGAUAUUUUUCUAACCAUUUGAUCCACAAUCACAAAUAUGGACAUAUUAUCAGUGAAACGGACAAUAUGCGACAUAUCGUCCCGGAGGUCAUUUAACGAGUCUCGAUGCUCUAUAAAGAUUUAUCUGCUGUUUCGAUCUUUUUGCACGAUACAAAAGUAUCAGAAUUAUAUUCUUACAACAGAUUACUUUAAAUUAGAUCUAAAUAUGGAUAAACUUUAGAACAACUUCAAA